Messenger RNA from Phoenix dactylifera (date palm), 1547 nucleotides. Its product is annotated as transcription factor UNE12. Gene Ontology annotation, biological process: regulation of transcription by RNA polymerase II. The record is from RefSeq and is a predicted model, not a curated record. Gene Ontology annotation, molecular function: RNA polymerase II cis-regulatory region sequence-specific DNA binding; DNA-binding transcription factor activity, RNA polymerase II-specific; protein dimerization activity. NCBI's taxonomy places the organism in Eukaryota, Viridiplantae, Streptophyta, Magnoliopsida, Arecales, Arecaceae. Gene Ontology annotation, cellular component: nucleus.
GCUCCCUCUCCACCGCCUCUCCUUUUUAUAAGCUCCCACCCCUCGUCGCCUUCUCGGCCUACCAAAUCCUCUCUUUCUCCACCGACGGUUUCCUUUUCUCUUGCUCCCGAACCCUUAUCCUUUCGAUGCUCUUGGAGCUCUCCGGCGAGCAUCUCGGCUUCGUAAGAGUUGUAGUAGCGGCCGCUUCGCGGGCUUCGGCACCAUGGCGAACGCACCGCCUCCUCCGCAGGAUGGCAUAGGGGACGAUUUUUUCGAGCAGAUCUUCUCGAUGCCGCCGCCGCCUUACGCGGGGGGGGACGGCGGCGGAGGCGGAGGAAUCGCUGGGGGAGGCGAGGGGGGCAUGCCCCCCGGGAUGGUCCUCUCCCGCGAAGGUGGCUCCGGCGCCGGCGGGACGUCGGGGUUCCCUCUGGGGCUCAGCUUGGAGAGGGGCUCCGGCAGCGGCAAAAGGCUUCGGGAGGAAUCGGAGGCCAAGGUGGAGAGGGAUCCGGUGCAGUUAACGGGACUGUUUCCUCCGGGGUUUGGUCACCUUCAGUCUCAUCAAAUCCGGCCGAAUCCUCCCGCUCCUACUCCUCCUCAGACUUUUCAUGGGCAAGCGAAGCAAGGAGGGGUUGCUGCAGGGUCACAACCACCAGCCCCCCGACCAAAGGUGCGGGCACGGCGGGGUCAAGCCACUGAUCCUCAUAGUAUUGCCGAGAGGUUACGUAGAGAAAGAAUAGCAGAAAGGAUGAGGGCUCUGCAGGAGUUGGUCCCAAGCACCAAUAAGACAGACAGAGCAGCCAUGCUUGAUGAGAUCUUAGAUUAUGUGAAGUUUUUGAGGCUCCAAGUGAAGGUUUUAAGCAUGAGUAGGCUGGGCGGCGCUGGUGCUGUGGCACAGCUGGUAGCUGAUAUCCCACUACCGGUUGAGGGGGAGGCAAGCGAGAGUGGGAGGAAGCAGCAGGUGUGGGAGAAGUGGUCAACAGAUGGCACAGAACGGCAAGUAGCGAAGCUCAUGGAAGAAGACAUUGGAGCAGCAAUGCAAUUCCUCCAAUCCAAAGCCCUGUGCAUGAUGCCAAUCUCCCUUGCCAUGGCUAUCUAUGACACGCAUAGCCAGCCUGAAGGCCACACAGUAAAGCCUGAACCCAACACCUCUUCAUAGACCAAGACCAUCGUCCAUAGAACCCAUGGACGGCUACUGCAUUUUGGCUCCAUACAUGUGUAUGAAACUUGCACGGUCCAAUCCUCCAAUAGUACUUCUGAUAGAACCUGAGAAGCAUCUCCGUAGCUGCACGAGUACCAGAUGUCACAUACUCAUUUACCCUUUUUCCUUUCUUUUUUAGUGUGUGUCAAAGGAGCUGUAAUUGAAAGGCUAUGGUAAGGCAAAGAGUCUACCAGUGUCUCCAUAUCUUUUGACAUUUUUGAGUGGGAGGAAGACGUUGCCAAUGGUCAUGCCUGCUCUUAUUGUCCUGUGGCGGCUGUAGUGCACUAACCAUACACUUUGUGGUGGGGACUUCUUUUUUGUAGUGCGUUCAGGGACUAAUCAAAAAGGUGUGGAUGGUUUUUUAUAUUUA